Molecule: messenger RNA, 1116 nt
Organism: Clonostachys rhizophaga
Lineage: Eukaryota; Fungi; Ascomycota; Sordariomycetes; Hypocreales; Bionectriaceae
Source: the annotation of a GenBank genome assembly
AUGAGGUCGAACGUUUUCCGAGCUGCUCAGGUAGCCUGCAAAGGCGUCCCCAAAAGGAAUUACUCCCAAUCCUCAGGCCCAAGGCAUCUGAUGUCAAUUGCCGAUGUGUCUCCUGCUGAAUUCACUUCGUUGGUGCGUAACGCUGCGGCACGAAAGACUGCCGUUAAGAGCACUCAGCCACCACUCUCUCUUACCACUGGCCUUGCCAACAAGACAGUGGCCAUGAUGUUCAGCAAGAGGAGCACUCGAACCCGUGUCUCUACAGAGGCUGCUGUGACCCUGAUGGGUGGCAAUCCCAUGUUUUUGGGCAAGGAUGACAUCCAGCUUGGAGUCAACGAGUCGCUAUAUGACACUUCGGUAGUUAUUUCCUCCAUGACCUCUUGCAUGGUCGCCCGUGUUGGACCUCAUUCCGAUGUCGCCAACCUGGCUAAACACUCCAGCGUUCCGGUCAUCAACGCUCUGUCGGACGACUUCCAUCCUCUUCAGACCAUCGCUGACUUCCUCACCAUCCACGAAGCUUUCCCAGCGUCCCAAAGCGGCACAUCCAGCCUAGGCCUUGAGGGUCUCAAGGUUGCCUGGAUUGGAGACUCCAACAACGUCCUCUUCGACCUUGCGAUUGGUUGUGUGAAGAUGGGAGUUGAUAUUUCCGUCGCUUCACCCAACGGCUACGGCAUCCCGCAAACUAUGAAGGAUCUCAUCAACUCGGCUGCCCAGGGCGUGUCCUCCCCCGGAAAGCUUUUGGAGACCAAUGUGCCAGAGGAGGCCAUCAAGAAUGCCGACAUUCUUGUCACCGACACAUGGAUUUCCAUGGGGCAGGAGAGCGAAAAGAAGAAGCGCCUGGAAGCCUUCGCCGGGUACCAGAUCACCAACGAGCUCGCGAAGCGGGGUGGUGCCAAGGAGGGCUGGAAAUUUAUGCACUGCCUGCCGAGGCAUCCCGAGGAGGUAGCAGACGAGGUCUUCUACAGCCCUCGAUCUUUGGUAUUCCCCGAGGCGGAGAAUCGUCUGUGGGCUGCUGUCUGUGAGUCAAUGUCUCUGAUCCACCGUUAUAUGAUGUCAAUUGCUGAUGUGAUUCUAGCUGCACUAGAAGGAUUCGUGGUUAACAAGGGCCGACUUUGA